UAAGGUGCUGAAGCGUUCCAGGCGUUCGUCUCCUGCAACACCACGCAGAGUUAGAUUGCACAUUUUUCGUUCCUGGCUUUCUCAUCCCCCAUGCCUUGGAUAAGAUUAAUUUCAGGAUCGUGAAAAUCUCUCCGUAUCAUGGCCCACGUGAGACACUUUCGGACAUUCGUUUCAGGAUUUUACUUCUGGGAAGCAGCACUGUUACUCAGCUUGGUUGCAACAAAGGAAACAGACAGUGCAAGAUCUCGAAGUGCUCCAAUGUCACCUUCUGACUUUCUGGAUAAAUUAAUGGGGAGGACAUCAGGGUAUGAUGCAAGAAUCAGACCCAAUUUUAAAGGCCCUCCUGUUAAUGUCACAUGCAACAUAUUCAUAAACAGCUUUGGCUCUAUCGCUGAGACGACAAUGGAUUACAGAGUCAAUAUCUUCCUUCGUCAGAAGUGGAACGAUCCUCGCCUUGCAUAUAGUGAAUACCCUGAUGAUUCUUUAGACCUAGACCCUUCCAUGUUGGACUCCAUUUGGAAACCUGAUUUGUUCUUUGCCAAUGAAAAAGGUGCCAACUUUCAUGAAGUUACUACAGACAAUAAAUUGUUAAGAAUUUUCAAGAAUGGAAAUGUUCUUUACUCAAUAAGAUUGACAUUAACACUUUCUUGUCCAAUGGAUCUCAAGAAUUUUCCAAUGGACGUGCAAACAUGUAUAAUGCAACUGGAAAGCUUUGGGUACACAAUGAAUGAUCUCAUUUUUGAAUGGCAAGAUGAGGCGCCUGUACAAGUGGCCGAAGGACUCACUUUGCCCCAGUUUCUGCUGAAAGAAGAGAAAGAUUUACGAUACUGCACUAAACAUUACAACACAGGCAAAUUUACAUGUAUAGAAGUGCGAUUCCAUCUUGAACGACAAAUGGGAUACUAUCUGAUCCAGAUGUACAUUCCCAGUCUCCUGAUCGUGAUUCUAUCCUGGGUUUCAUUCUGGAUCAAUAUGGAUGCCGCUCCAGCCAGGGUAGCCUUGGGAAUAACUACUGUUCUGACUAUGACCACACAGAGUUCAGGAUCUCGAGCGUCCUUACCAAAGGUUUCAUAUGUCAAAGCUAUUGACAUUUGGAUGGCAGUAUGCCUCCUUUUUGUGUUUUCAGCACUUCUGGAAUAUGCGGCUGUAAAUUUUGUAUCUAGACAACACAAAGAACUUCUGAGAUUUCGACGAAAGAGAAAGAAUAAGACAGAAGCUUUUGCAUUGGAGAAGUUUUACCGUUUCUCAGACACGGAUGAUGAGGUAAGGGAAAGUCGAUUCAGCUUCACAGCCUAUGGAAUGGGGCCAUGUCUGCAAGCAAAAGAUGGUGUGACCCCAAAGGGCCCAAACCAUCCUGUCCAGGUAAUGCCGAAAAGCCCUGAUGAAAUGAGGAAGGUCUUUAUCGACAGAGCCAAGAAGAUUGACACCAUCUCUCGAGCUUGUUUCCCAUUAGCCUUUUUGAUUUUUAACAUUUUCUACUGGGUUAUCUAUAAAAUUCUUAGGCAUGAGGAUAUUCAUCAGCAACAAGAUUAAGCCUCCGGGGGCAUGCAAGUGCGAACGAUCAAUUCAAAGGAAAGUUUCUUUGCCAUGGGUGUGUGUAUGUGUGUGUGUGUGGUAUACAAAUAAGGACCAUCAAAUUAAAGUGGCAUAUGGGAAGGUAUUAUUAUGAUUUGCUCUGCAAAGUCACAGGCAUAUUAAGAGGCUCUUAAUGGA
This is a messenger RNA of Lynx canadensis (Canada lynx), 1713 nucleotides long. RefSeq names its product glycine receptor alpha 3 (gene GLRA3). Bases 139 to 1533 code for a protein of 464 amino acids. The transcript is spliced from 10 exons. NCBI's taxonomy places the organism in Eukaryota, Metazoa, Chordata, Mammalia, Carnivora, Felidae. Gene Ontology annotation, biological process: nervous system process; regulation of membrane potential; chemical synaptic transmission. Gene Ontology annotation, molecular function: transmitter-gated monoatomic ion channel activity; extracellularly glycine-gated chloride channel activity; glycine binding. Gene Ontology annotation, cellular component: neuron projection; postsynaptic membrane; plasma membrane. The record is from RefSeq and is a predicted model, not a curated record.